CUUCUCGAUACGCCCCCAACGCUCACAGCACCGCACCACCACCUGCUCGGCUGCUCCCAGUUUUACGACUCUGCCCUCCCCGUGCCAGCGAAGCCAUGAAGCUGGAGGUCACGCCCAAGCAGAGGGUCCUGGAGGCGGACCAGAGGGAGGACGCCAUGGAGAUGAGCGGUCUGGACCUGUGGAAGCACGAGAAGCCCCCCAAGAUCUGCCCCUUACCGCCGCCGCCGCUGCCGCCGGCGGUGUGUGAAGAGGCGGCGCUCGUGCCGCCGCUCAACUUCGCCAUGGUCGACGACGGUAUCUUCCGCUCCGGCUUCCCUGAGACCGCCAACUUCCGGUUCUUGAAGUCCCUCAACCUCCGCUCCAUCGUGUACCUGUGCCCGGAGCCGUACCCGGAGACGAACACGGUGUUUCUUGAGAAGAACGAGAUCAAGCUCCACCAGUUCGGAAUCGAAGGGCGCAAGUCGGGUCCCCUUCCCGAGCCUACAUUGGAGACCUUAAAUGAGGGUACACGCCCGGGGGUCGAAUCCCGGACUGGCAAGGAACCAUUCGUCAACAUCCCCGAUGACAAAAUUCGAGAGGCGCUCAAAGUUGUCCUUGACCCAAGAAACCAACCAUUGCUUAUUCACUGCAAGAGAGGCAAGCAUCGAACUGGCUGCGUCGUCGGGUGCUUGAGGAAGCUGCAGAAAUGGUGCCUGUCUUCAGUUUUCGACGAGUACCAUCGCUUCGCCGCUUCGAAAGCGAGAAUUACUGACCAGAGGUUCAUGGAGCUGUUCGACGUCUCAAGCUUGAAGCACCUGACACCUUCACAAUGUUAACCAAGGCGCGCGAUCGCUCGAUCGCUCGAUCCUCCCAAGUCUAGUACAUCUCCCAGUCUAUCUCCCUGCGGCCACUCUACUGAAUCGAUUCAGCAGUGAAUAAUUUUGGAACCCGGUAGAAUCCAUGCGAUAGUGAUGAGACCAUUGCAGAAAAAUUGUGUUCGAGAGGUUUAGUUUCCCCUGCUUAGCGAACUGCGGAGCAUAAGAACCAGACAGUUGUGGUAGGAUUGCGAGAGGUUUUCACUUUUUUGGCAA
This is a messenger RNA of Phragmites australis (common reed), 1070 nucleotides long. RefSeq names its product probable tyrosine-protein phosphatase DSP2. Gene Ontology annotation, cellular component: cytoplasm. Bases 96 to 815 code for a protein of 239 amino acids. Gene Ontology annotation, molecular function: phosphatase activity. NCBI's taxonomy places the organism in Eukaryota, Viridiplantae, Streptophyta, Magnoliopsida, Poales, Poaceae. Gene Ontology annotation, biological process: protein dephosphorylation. The transcript is spliced from 6 exons. The record is from RefSeq and is a predicted model, not a curated record.